Messenger RNA from Boleophthalmus pectinirostris (great blue-spotted mudskipper), 522 nucleotides. RefSeq names its product deoxycytidylate deaminase-like. The record is from RefSeq and is a predicted model, not a curated record. Gene Ontology annotation, cellular component: cytoplasm. The transcript has 6 exons. Bases 10 to 522 code for a protein of 170 amino acids. Gene Ontology annotation, biological process: dUMP biosynthetic process; dTMP biosynthetic process. Gene Ontology annotation, molecular function: dCMP deaminase activity. NCBI's taxonomy places the organism in Eukaryota, Metazoa, Chordata, Actinopteri, Gobiiformes, Gobiidae.
UCAGGGAAAAUGCUCAGGAAAGAAAAUGUUUGCUGCGAGAAGUACAUGGGCGGAAAGGAUCCUAUUACCCUUACAUUUCCAAAUGAAGAGUCAACUGAACAAACCGUCCGGAACAGAACUCCUGAGUCUGAUUUCAUGGCUGUGGCCGUCCUGACAGCACAGAAAAGCAGAGAUCCCAGCACACAGGUGGGGGCCUGCAUUGUGAGGGAUGACAAAGUGAUUGUUGCAGUUGGUCACAACCAGAUGCCCAAUAAUCAUAAUGACAGGUAUACCUGGGUUAAAGAGGCUGAUGAUACUAAGUAUUUGUAUGUGUGCCAUGCAGAGCUUAAUGCCAUUCUCAGCAGCACUGAUGUGAGAGGCUGCACCAUUUAUGUGACCCUUUUUCCCUGCAAUGACUGUGCCAAACUUGUCAUUGAGGCAGGUGUAAAAAAAGUUAUUUACCUGUCAGACAAAUACAGUGAUGAUGAUAAAACAAAAGCCUCCAAGAAAAUGCUUCAAGCAAAAAACAUCAACCUUGUGUAA